AACAUGCCAGCAAGCAACAAUGCGCUCCAACUUUAUCUUUUCAUGAAACUUGUCUCAUACUCUUCUUCCCUCCCAAAAUAUCUCAUCUUCCCGCCAAAGUUUCAAACUCAAAAUCCCACAAAUUCACAUCUCAUUAAUCAUCAUCCAUCCAUUAUUUAUACAAGAUUCAAGAUAAGACAUGCUCCAUCACAUCCCACUUCCCCAAAUUCAAAACAUCAUGUCUCUGACACCCACUGAUCAAGAUCAGAUCACGAACAUAAACCCUUCAGGUGAACUUCAUGUCAUUGUGGGCCCAAUGUUUGCCGGUAAAACCACCGCCCUUCUUCGCAGGAUCAAAUCUGAAGCCACCAAUGGCAGGAACAUAGCAAUGAUAAAGUCAAACAAGGAUACCCGAUAUGCGAUAGAUUCGGUUGUGACCCAUGAUGGAACAAAGUAUCCAUGUUGGGCACUGCCUGAUUUGUUGUCUUUUAAACAGAAGCUUGGUGAAGAAGCUUAUGGAAAGGUGGAUGUAAUUGGAAUCGAUGAAGCACAGUUCUUCGAUGAUCUUUACGAGUUUUGUUGUAAAGCUGCAGAUCAUGAUGGGAAAACUGUCGUCGUUGCUGGUCUUGACGGCGAUUAUUUAAGACGAAACUUUGGUCCGGUGCUUGAUAUAGUACCUCUUGCUGAUACGGUAACUAAAUUAACCGCCAGAUGUGAAUUGUGCGGCAAAAAGGCCCAUUUCACCUUCAGGAAGACUAACGAGACGAAAACUGAACUUAUUGGUGGGGCGGAUAUGUAUAUGCCUGUUUGUCGUCAACAUUAUGUUAACGGGCAUAUCGUGAAGAAACCCGUUGUUUAAUGACAUCAACGGUUUGUUAACAACUCGUUAUUUGCGCUUGGUUUUACUUGUUAUUUGUAGUCUUAUUAAUCGUGUUUGAUUAUCAAAGGUUUGAUGUAUUGUAACUUUGUGACUUUUGUACUACGUAAAUAAAAGAAGUUAAGAAGCAUGUUUGUAAUCAA
This is a messenger RNA of Helianthus annuus (common sunflower), 999 nucleotides long. RefSeq names its product thymidine kinase. NCBI's taxonomy places the organism in Eukaryota, Viridiplantae, Streptophyta, Magnoliopsida, Asterales, Asteraceae. Bases 179 to 838 code for a protein of 219 amino acids. Gene Ontology annotation, molecular function: ATP binding; thymidine kinase activity. The record is from RefSeq and is a predicted model, not a curated record. Gene Ontology annotation, biological process: thymidine metabolic process. The transcript is spliced from 4 exons.